Molecule: messenger RNA, 1829 nt
Organism: Anopheles moucheti
Lineage: Eukaryota; Metazoa; Arthropoda; Insecta; Diptera; Culicidae
Gene: vih
Product: ubiquitin-conjugating enzyme E2 C
Exons: 2
Coding region: 614-1144 (176 amino acids)
Source: RefSeq, a predicted model, not a curated record
UCCUCGCCCUUUCGGAAGCGAUUAAAUGCCAGACUCAGCAAACUGAAACGAAAGUAAACGAUUGUUGCAGCAGAGAAAAGAACGAAACGCAUCGCAAUCGCGAUCAGAAACAAAGCAGAAAACCGUCGAGUGAAAACCAUAGAAAGGUCACCCACAAACGUACAGCGCUGGCCUACCCGCAGUUGCAGCAGUUUUCGCUGAGUGUUUCGCCAUUGGGGAAAUAGAAAACGGUGGUGUGGUGUACGCGUUCCAUGUGCAGAAGAGCUAGGCGUGUGGACACGGAAGCGUAGUGGGGUGUGUUAAAGCAACAACUCUCCAGACCUGCAUCCAGCAGCUGUAUCUGUUGUAAAGGAAAAGCAAGCCGACGCUAACGAAGCAGAACGCCUGUGUAUCAGCGUAAUUAUCUCGCGUUUGGUACAGCUGCAACAAAGGAAGGAAAUAAGCCAACACACGGGGGAAGUAGCGAAGGAGCGGCUACAUCUAUUCUCCAUCUCCGAUUCGUGCGCCACCAGUGUGUGCGGAUUGGCCAGUUAAAGAAGGGACAAAUCUGUUAGAAGGGAAGCGCUUCGCCGAAGUGUGUUGUUUGGUGGCAAACCAACACAGAACAGGAAGAAUGGCCCAAAACAUCAAUCCGGAGCGGGCACAGUCAUCGAACCCAUCGAAACAGAACGAUGAAGCGCUGAUAAACAACAAUAACCAGGCCGUAAGCAAAAGACUCCAAAAAGAAUUAAUGGCGUUGAUGCUGUCAUCGGAAAAGUCCAUCUCUGCCUUCCCGGAGGGUGAAAAUUUCUUUAAAUGGAUCGGCACAAUCAGUGGCCCGGAUGAUACCGUGUAUAAGGGUCAGAAGUACAAACUACUCCUGGAAUUCCCCAACUCGUACCCAUACUCGGCACCGAACGUAAAGUUCAUCACACCCUGCUUUCACCCAAACGUCGACCUCAGCGGUUCGAUCUGCCUUGACAUCCUGAAGGAUAAAUGGUCCGCAUUGUACGACGUACGGACGAUCCUGCUCUCGAUUCAGUCUCUGCUCGGGGAGCCGAAUAACGACAGUCCACUCAACUCCCAGGCAUCCCAGUUGUGGCCGAACCAGGUCGAGUACAAAAAGUAUUUGGAUGAUUUCUACGAGAAGAAUAAGGAUUCUUAAGGUGUGCGGUGAAGCUUCCCAUACCCUCACGAUGCGUUCAAACCCUCCGCCUCUCCUACUGGAUUAUUCAACCAAUCACCAACAAGUCCCUAAUUAGUAGAACAAUUUAAUGAUAGAAGAUUAGCCAGUCAGCCUUGUCGUCGGUGAUCAGCCCAACCAUGAAUCGGACGGUGGCUCCGGAUUAUAUUGGGCCUAAUUUUUUGCCAUCGAUGAGUGAUGCGUUUUAGUAGGGAAGGAAAAACAAGUGAAAAUGGGUGGGCGAUGACUUUUUGAAGAUGAAAAUUCUUCACGUUAUUUUUUUUUAUUUUUUUCAAUAUUGCACUCCAAUGUCAUCAACGUCCUCCCUAAUUCCCAAGUCCCCCAAAAGUUCUAUUUCGUAACUGCAAAUUUUCAAAGCUCCCUAUUGCACAUUGGUCAUAUUCUAACUUUUCUCUAUUAUAAAUGCUCGCGUUUGUAAAGAUGGCGAAAAUUAAGCUCAUCCAAAUCCCUAAACCGUCAAUGGCAAUAUGAGGAGAAAUGUGUGUCUAUGGUUAGCUAUUGUUUGCUGAUUUUGUUUUACGUUAACGAUUUAGGUCUGAAGAAGGAAUUUUGAUGUGCUUAAAAUGUUGCGACUUUAGUUAACGGUGGAAGGCAGACAUGGACACUGCACCGACUUCUAAACAAAAAAGAACGUGUUUGUAUUGUA